AGGCUCCCAUCUCCGCCUCCCCUCUCCCACCCCUCCUCCGCUGCGCUGCCUGCGUCGCCCCCGUCUCCACCGAGUCCAAAGUAAUUUCACGGGAACUGAAAUCCGUCCCAAAUUAUUCGAAACCGAGGCGAAAUCACCCCCCGUAUUCGGCCGGAACCGAAACCCAUCUUGGUUCCGGGCUUCUGGCGAGCAUCCAGCCUCGCCCUCGCCCUAAGCUCCCCCCCCCAUGGCGUUUCACGUCGCGUGCCCCAUCACUUGUCGGAGGCUGUGCGACUGCGAGCUAGGGUUUGGGGCGGCGAGGGGGAAGGAGGCGAAGGCGGGGGUAUGGGCGGACGCGGCGGCGGCGCUCGAGGGCUUCCUCGCGGAUCCGUGGCUGCUGAGGCCGGCGGAGGCGGGGGAUGGCGUGGCGGUGGGCACCGUGCAGGUGGAGGUGCCGCCGCUGCCGCUGGCGGAGGAGGCCGAGGACGAGGCGCACAGGGCGGCCAUGCAGCGCCAGGCGGCCGCCGCGGAGGACUUCGCCCGGCGGCUCGAGGGCUCCUACGGGUUUCCGGAGGCUGAAGGAGAUGACGAUGACUCGGACCAAGAAGAAGGAAAUGCUGCUAUCAAGGUUAUGUGCCGCUUAUGCAUCUCAGGAGAAAAUGAGGGCAGCUCAAAAGCUGCAAAAAUGCUUCCAUGCAAACUCUGCAACAAGAAGUAUCAUAAGAAGUGUGUGAAAUACUGGGGUGAACAUAGAGAUCUUUUCCACUGGAGUUCAUGGGUCUGCCCCUCUUGCCGCAGCUGUGAGGUGUGUCGACGGCCUGGUGAUCCCAAUAAGCUAAUGUUCUGUAAAAGGUGUGAUGGUGCUUAUCACUGUUAUUGUCAGCAGCCGUCUCACAAGAAUGUUAGCCAUGGACCAUACUUAUGUCCAAAACAUACAAGGUGCCACAGCUGUGGGUCUGGUGUACCUGGGAGUGGUCAUAGCACAAGGUGGUUUUUGGGAUACACAUGCUGUGAUGCUUGCGGGCGACUGUUUGUGAAAGGAAACUACUGCCCAGUUUGCUUGAAGGUUUACAGAGAUUCUGAAGUGAUACCUAUGGUCUGCUGCGAUGUUUGUGAAAAGUGGGUACAUAUUGAGUGUGAUGGCAUCAGCGAGGAAAAAUACCAGCAAUUCCAAGCUGACGAAAAUCUGCAGUAUACAUGCGCAUCAUGUCGUGGUGAAUGCUCCCAGAUCAGGGAUGCAGAAGAUGCAGUUCGGGAGCUUUGGAAGAGGAGAAAUAUUGUUGACCAUGAUCUUAUGGUUAGUUUAAGGGCUGCUGCUGCACUGCCUUCUUUGGAAGAUGUAUCACCAUCAAAUCCAAACUCAGAUGAUGAAAGACUCGGUGCAUUUGUACCAAAAAAUGAUGGUAGAAACACACUAAAAUUCUCUUUCAAAAGUAACAGCAGUAAGCCUCCAUUAGAUCAAUCUGGGCAAGAGAAGAAUGUUCCCAAGACCUCAGGGUCGAAUAAGAAGCAUUCCAAGAAAAAAGGCAAUCAAGGAAAUAUAUCAGUUGGUGAUCCAGAUGAGAUCUUCUUGGAGAAAAGGCAUGAAGCCAAAUCAUAUAGUAAUUUGGGAGGUCAUACUAUAGAGGGUAAUCAUGGACAGAGUACAAUUAAGAAUGAUGAUAGUGUGUUUACUUUAUCUGCAACUCGAAGUUCAGAGAAAGGUGCUGCAAACAAUGCCGAUAUGAUACCCAAAGUCAAAAUCAGAGGCAGUAAGGCCCCGAGUUUGCAUUUCAAAGAUGUGGGCGAGGUUAAUACUGCCAAGAGUGAUGCAGGGAAAGGUACCAAGUUGGUUUUUCAUUUUGGAACACGUCACAAAAGUGGGAGUGGCUCUCCCAAGUCUGAAAUGACCAAUUCUCAUAAAGAGCAAGAGCUUGGUUCACUGCAUGGAGGGAAGAUUGAUGUAACAAGCCAGUUCAAAAGCUCGAAGAGUGAGAAAAAAGAAAAGAGUGUGAUGAAGCUAGUUAGAGAGACUGGUGUACAACAAAGAAAUAGCCUUUUGGGAGAUUUGGGCACUUCCAAAAAGCAUGUAACUGGAAAAAGGAGCAAUGCUAUAAUCUCUGGCAUGGAAAAUGCAGGUGAAAGUGGUACAAGAAGCAGAUCAUUUGGACAUAAACAAUCUAUUCCCAAUCAGCUGACAGAUAACCAGGCCACUGCUUCAUUACCUGUCAACAACUCCCCUGACAGCUUAAAGCCAUCAUUGCUCAAACUUAAGUUUAAGCGUCCACAUUUUGAGCAGCCAAGUGCCCAGGUUGCUCAACCAGAGGAGACGGCCACCUGGGCUUCUCAGCAAGAGGAGUUAAAUGUUGCUAAAGGUCAGAGAUCAAAGAGGAAAAGACCUUCGAUGGACAAGAUGGAUGGUUCGGAAGGCAAGACUCCAGGCAAAAGGCAUCAGCAGAGCACAGGCGAUGAAGCAAUGGAUGCCACCUGGAUACUGCGCAAGUUGGGCAAGGAUGCGAUUGGGAAGAGGAUUGAGAUCCAACUACCUUCUGAUGGCAAAUGGCAUCAAGGGGUGGUAUCCAAUGUCCUCAGUGGCACACUUUGUGUUCAGUUAGAUGAUGGUAGCUCUGAGAACUUAGAGCUGGGAAAGCAGGCAGUUCGUCUGGUAGCUCAAAGAUCAAAGGGCGGAAAGAGAUGAAACCUUCUCUAUGUCCCUCUCAGUUUCCAUCAGAGCGGCUGCUGGGGUUCACCAGGUUGUAACAUCUGAAGUGCAGCAGUUGAAGGCUACUGCUGUUCAUGAGGCUGGUCCUCCCAGUGCUGCCGCUGAUGACCGGAUGAGACAUGGAGCGCAACCUUGCUUGUUGCACAGAACAUUGGCCAGUCUAGAAUGUAACAGACUUUUGUUUCAGGGUGUUUGAAGCUCAAUUGGCUUCCAUUGAAUUCUGUCAGGUGUAGAGAUGACUGGAAAAGUAGUUGGUUACCAUGGAUCUAGAAGAAUGUUUGGUUGUUCUUGUACAUGUAGUUGUUUUGUCUUGGCAUAUUUCCUUGUGAUCGCAGGUGGGUUUUCGGAUUGGUUUUGACCUGUUUGGGUAGAUAUCUGGUGCCGGUGCCAUACAUCGAGACUUAUUGCCAUUAAUAAGCAUAGACUGCAAUAGUAUUUCUCAA
Messenger RNA from Brachypodium distachyon (stiff brome), 3123 nucleotides. RefSeq lists its product as uncharacterized. The record is from RefSeq and is a predicted model, not a curated record. Bases 227 to 2656 code for a protein of 809 amino acids. The transcript has 12 exons. NCBI's taxonomy places the organism in Eukaryota, Viridiplantae, Streptophyta, Magnoliopsida, Poales, Poaceae.